Messenger RNA from Drosophila miranda, 605 nucleotides. RefSeq names its product ATPase inhibitor A, mitochondrial-like. NCBI's taxonomy places the organism in Eukaryota, Metazoa, Arthropoda, Insecta, Diptera, Drosophilidae. Gene Ontology annotation, biological process: negative regulation of ATP-dependent activity. The coding region runs from base 279 to 533 and encodes 84 amino acids. Gene Ontology annotation, molecular function: ATPase inhibitor activity. The transcript has 4 exons. Gene Ontology annotation, cellular component: mitochondrion. The record is from RefSeq and is a predicted model, not a curated record.
CCGAGUUGGCAGCCCCCUGAUGCUAGCUGAUGUUUACGUUUAAUCGUGGUGUUUUUUGUAUGAUCGUGAUAUUUUGUUUAAUUGUGGGUCGGACGGGUGUAGAUGUGUGAAAUGUGGUGAUGUUAUGUGAUGUGUUAUGAAUAAGGGUAUACAUGCGUGGGUUGUGUGUGGAGGGUGUGGAUGAAGCCCUGAUACGUAUCGGCUCUCUCCAAAACCGCCCAUAACAGCCCAUAACAAACUAUACUAUAUAAUUGAUUUGACUGGUAUAUAAGAGAAACAUGUUUACACUGCGUCGUCUCAGUCAGCGCCUAUAUCCAAAGCAGAUACAGCAUUUGAAAAUGUCACAGAUCGGUGAACUCGGCAGUGGUGCCGGCAAGGGUGGCGGCGGGGGCUCCAUCCGCGAAGCUGGCGGAUCUUUUGGCAAAAUGGAGGCUGCCCGCGAAAAGGAGUUCUUUCACAAGCAGCAAAAAGAGCAGCUUAAGAACUUAAAGACCAAGACGGAAGUCAAGACUCCAGAGCCGGCCAAGAAAUGAGCAAUUUAAUCAACCAACAGAUUUGUAUUUAUUGAAAAUCUUUGUUAAAAAUAUAUACUAUGUAUGUUUAAA